GCUGACAGGAAGGUCUCUGAUCACAGUAGGAGGGGAAGUGGGCCUCUCCGGCGCUUUGAUAGUGACGGCCUGAAGGCGACUUACACGCGGCGCUCGGCUUCUUUCGCUUGUCCGGGUACUCCUGAGAAAAUGCCGAAGGCCAAGUCCGCGGCGAGUGGCCGCCGGCGGGAGCGGCAAGAGCAGCGCCGGGAGCUGAAGAGGGCCGGAGGACUCAUGUUCAACACAGGGAUUGGGCAGCACAUUUUGAAAAAUCCUCUCAUUGUAAACAGCAUUAUCGAUAAGGCUGCCUUAAGACCUACUGAUGUGGUGCUGGAAGUUGGGCCUGGGACUGGAAACAUGACCGUCAAGCUGUUAGAAAAGGCCAAAAAGGUAGUUGCCUGUGAACUUGAUCCAAGGCUAGUAGCUGAACUUCACAAAAGAGUUCAGGGCACGCCUCUGGCCAGCAAACUCCAGGUCCUGGUGGGAGAUGUAUUGAAAUCGGAUUUGCCGUUCUUUGAUGCUUGUGUGGCAAACUUGCCUUAUCAGAUCUCCUCUCCCUUUGUCUUCAAGUUGUUGCUUCACCGGCCAUUUUUCAGAUGUGCUAUACUUAUGUUUCAAAGAGAAUUUGCUCUUCGUUUGGUUGCAAAGCCCGGAGAUAAAUUAUACUGUAGACUCUCCAUUAAUACACAGCUUUUAGCACGUGUGGACCAUCUGAUGAAGGUGGGGAAGAAUAACUUCAGACCACCCCCCAAGGUGGAGUCCAGCGUUGUAAGAAUAGAACCUAAGAAUCCGCCACCACCUAUCAAUUUUCAGGAAUGGGAUGGCUUAGUAAGGAUCACUUUUGUUCGGAAGAACAAGACACUGUCUGCUGCAUUCAAAUCAAGCGCAGUACAACAGCUGUUGGAAAGAAACUACAGAAUUCACUGUUCAGUCCAUAAUACUGUAAUACCAGAAGAUUUCAGUAUAGCAGAUAAAAUACAGCAAAUCCUAACCAGCACAGGUUUUAGUGAAAAACGGGCCCGUUCCAUGGACAUAGAUGACUUUAUCAGGUUGCUACAUGGAUUCAAUGCAGAAGGUAUCCACUUUUCCUAGCCAUUUUUUUCAAGACCAAGAAAAAAAAAAUGAAAUUAUAAUGCCUAAUAUUAUUAACCUGUAUGUUAAAAGUGGUUGAUUCUACAUAUUUUUUCGUUUGUUGUUAAUAAGUAUUUUAAAUAUACUACAGAGGUCAGGGUUCAGUAUACAUAUAAUGGUUUUCAAGUUCAAAAGCCGCAGAUACGCACAACCAUACACUUAAACUUUCUAACAAUUUAUUGUAUAAAGAUGUUACUUUAUUCACUGUGUUAUGGACUGUGAGGCCUACUUUAGGCCUGCACCUCACUCUGUCAACUAGUCACAGAUUCCCCCAGUAUUCCUCUUCAUUCACAUGUACAGUAAGUUACUUAACAUGACUUUCUUUUACACACCUUCAUUCUAUGGAAUUUCCAUGUAUUAAUGCCUUCUUUGUUAGAUGACCUGUUGCAACACAGUCAACAUUACAGUUCUGGGUAAGCUAAAGUCUGCUGCAAUUAUACAGUGCAAGCAUGUUCUAUGUAUGACUGACUACCUGUGAAAUGCAGAAGCUGAGAAAGAAAUUAAUUAUAAAAUCAUGUCAAGUCUAUUUUCUUAGGGGAGACAAGAUCUACAAAUUUCAGAUUUAGAAAAAUCCCAGAGAAGUUUGUAAAUCAAAUGAGCUUUAUUAGUUUCAGUUUUCAGCUUUUUAAAAUAAUAGCCAUUUUCCCACAACUGUAGGCUCUUGGCUGUUCCUUACUUACUCCUGGAUAAUUAAAAUUCUAGUACCUGGUGUUUCUUUUUAAGCUAUUUAAAAUUUGUGAGAUUGAAGAUAAAUGCUGUUUAUAUACUUUAAUAAAUUAGCUGUUUUAUUUA
Messenger RNA from Onychomys torridus (southern grasshopper mouse), 1902 nucleotides. RefSeq names its product DIMT1 rRNA methyltransferase and ribosome maturation factor (gene Dimt1). Lineage: Eukaryota; Metazoa; Chordata; Mammalia; Rodentia; Cricetidae. Gene Ontology annotation, biological process: rRNA methylation. The transcript is spliced from 12 exons. Gene Ontology annotation, cellular component: mitochondrial matrix. The record is from RefSeq and is a predicted model, not a curated record. Bases 130 to 1071 code for a protein of 313 amino acids. Gene Ontology annotation, molecular function: rRNA (adenine-N6,N6-)-dimethyltransferase activity.